CGUUACCAGUGACAGUUUCUUAUCUCUAGGUCUGGGUAACAUUUAUCUUCUACAGCCAAGGUUAAUGAUUCAUGGUGGAAGCUAAUCUCUUUUAUUGAUAUAUAACAGUUCAUGUUGGUAUUGACCGUAUGUCAACACUUGGCAGGUCGGGUCUGGACAGUGACCAAACAGCCGGUCGGUCGGCGGUAGUCACGACUGUUCUGUGGUAGCGUCAAUCCUCCAUUCGCGUCAGAAAUUGUUAAAACUUUUCAUAAUAAGCACGAAAAAGCUUCAACGAUAGAUUUGCUCUUCGGUGUGAUUGUAAUUGACAAGUCGUCUGAGUCCCAAGUGAUCUAGAGGCUUCUGGAGGAACAUAUGGCACUCGUGUUCUACGCCGUGUUCUCCCAUGAAUGGAUGACGACACGUGCACACAAUGUACCCCUGCUCACCUGCAGUGACAUUUGCACAAUGGCCGUCUCUUUACUCAGCUUGAUAACCCAACACUUAAGCAACAGCAACAGAUUUAGUUUAAUUACAGGAUAGCAAUAGGCCUUCUUCAUAAAAGCUUACUUUAAUUGUUUUCUGGUCAACUCCAGAUAAACAGUUUUACGACUUUGCACUGCUGAAUCUCAGAAAUCCUGUUUUAGACAGGGCAUCCUGAAGAGAAGCUUAUUAUUUAUUUUACCUAGUACCUCUUAAUUUUACCAGCUGCUGACUAGAAAUAGCACCGUAUUAAUAUUUUUGAGAUUCAUUCCCUUUAAGAUUUUGAACCAAUUCUUUAGAUUUCAGUCAUGGUUUCCACAACUGCAGCUACAAUAUUGGUAGCCAGCACAGUAGCCGCCGCCAGCUAUACUCCACUGACAGAGUACCUAUGGCUGCUAAUUGUUGGCUUCAUCAUUGCCUUCAUUUUGGCCUUCUCUGUUGGUGCCAAUGAUGUUGCCAACUCAUUUGGAACAGCUGUGGGCUCUGGAGUGGUCACCCUGCGUCAGGCUUGCAUUCUGGCUACGGUCUUUGAGACUCUGGGUUCUGUUCUUCUUGGAGCCAAAGUGAGCGAAACCAUCCGUAAGGGUAUCAUCGAUGUGAACAUGUACAAUGGCUCCGAGCACAAGUUAAUGGCUGGAUCAGUCAGUGCAAUGUUCGGUUCUGCUGUGUGGCAGCUGGCUGCCUCCUUCCUCAAACUCCCCAUCUCUGGAACACACUGCAUUGUUGGUGCUACUAUUGGCUUCUCUCUGGUCGCCAAAGGCCAGCAGGGAGUCAGAUGGCUUGAACUUCUUCGAAUUGUUGCUUCCUGGUUCCUGAGUCCCCUCCUGUCUGGAUUCAUGUCGGCUGUUGUUUUCUACUUUGUGCGAAUUUUCAUCUUGCACAAGAAAGACCCAGUACCUAAUGGUCUGAAGGCCCUGCCUGUGUUCUACGCCAUCACCAUGGGAAUCAAUUUCUUCUCUAUCAUGUACACUGGAGCUCCGAUGCUGGGAUUUGACAAGAUCCCGUGGUGGGGCAUCCUGCUCAUCUCAUUGGCCUUCUCCCUGCUGACCGCCAUUGUAGUUUGGUUUAUUGUCUGCCCUCGCCUCAAGAAGAAGAUUGAACGAGACAUCAAAUCCUCCAGCCCCUCUGAGAGCCCCCUAAUGGAGAAGAGGGAGUUGAGAGAGGCCCACUGUCCAAUCCUGAAACAGGCCGCCAAGGAAACGUCCACUGUUAUCGCCGUACCUGCCGAUCAGAGCCCAGCUGCUCAGCCCCAAGCGCCCUCUGAGGAGCGCAGGGUCACGUUUGACAUUGGAGAUUCUGACGACGUCGACAAUAAAGAACGCAAGGUGGCAUUUGACAUCGGAGAUUCUGAUGACACUGAUUGCAGCAACUCUGUCAAUGCUUCUAAACAAGUUCAGGCCAACAACCACGUACAGAACCAGCAAACUCCCUACAGCAAUGGACAGGCAAACGCCUCUCAUAAUGUCCAGUUCAACAAUCAAGUUCAGUUUAACAACCGGCCGUCACAGAUACCUAACAGUGGCUACAGCCAGUACCACACAGUCCACAAGGACUCCGGCCUCUACAAAGACCUCCUGCAUAAGCUCCAUCUGGCUAAAGUUGGGGACUGCAUGGGGGAGGGAAACGACCGACCAAUCAGACGCAACAACAGCUACACCUCCUACACCAUGGCCAUUAUUGGCAUGCACGCAGACUUCAAGCAUAAAGAUGGUGAUUUCCGUGCCAGCGAGGAUGGUGAGAAGGGCCCUGGUGGUCCGGAAAGGAAGCGCAUUCGUAUGGACAGUUACACAAGCUAUUGCAAUGCUGUGGCAGAGCACACGACACCUGAGGGCCUGGGAGAGGGCGAGGCGACGGUGGAAAUAGGGAGGGAGGACACAGGGAGCACCCAAAGUUCUCUGGAUGAUGACAGACUGGACUCUGACAGACCAGAAGUCUCGACUCUUUUCCAGUUCCUGCAAAUUCUCACUGCCUGCUUUGGAUCAUUUGCACAUGGAGGCAACGACGUUAGUAAUGCAAUCGGACCAUUAGUUGCUCUCUGGUUAAUUUAUGAAACCAGCAGUGUGAACUCAAAUAUGGCUACACCCAUUUGGCUCCUGCUGUAUGGUGGCGUUGGUAUCUGUGCCGGUCUUUGGGUGUGGGGUCGCAGAGUGAUUCAGACCAUGGGUAAAGACCUCACUCCCAUCACCCCCUCAAGUGGUUUCAGCAUUGAACUGGCCUCUGCUCUGACUGUGGUGGUAGCCUCAAACAUCGGCCUGCCUGUUUCCACCACACACUGCAAGGUUGGCUCUGUUGUUGCAGUUGGAUGGCUGCGCUCCAGGAAGGCAGUCGACUGGCGGCUGUUCAGGAACAUCUUCAUGGCCUGGUUUGUGACUGUGCCCAUAUCUGGCCUGAUCAGUGCCGCCAUCAUGGCCCUCUUCAUCUAUGGCAUCCUGUAAGGGUUCAGCCGCAUACCCUCGAAGUAGGAGGGGAGGAAAAGAGACGUCACGUUGAAAAAGGCCACAACACAUUGCUUACCUCAAGCCAUCAGAGAAGAAGAGGAAUGACGAGAGAGUUGUGCAGUUGGACGAGUGAAAUGGGUCUGUGGUUUUUGGCUCUUUUAUCAACCUGAAAUUUGCUGUUGUUUCCAUUUGAUCUGAUUAACUUCCAGUGGGAAGUUUGCAUUUCCUUUAACUUUUUUGACUUGCUUUUUCAUAUCUCGUCAUUCAGUAGAGAGCAUUGGCUGAUUUUUUGUUUUUCUUGUUCUUUUGUUUAAAUAGUCAUUCUACUACUUUUUUUACUUCUAAAUUAUGUACAUACAAUUCUGUUUAAAAAAAAUCAUUUGUUUUUACACAUACCACACUGUACAUUGAAAUGCAGUAUUAGCCCCUUGCAGCUAUAACUACAAUCACAACACAUACUUAAGGUAAUGUAGAUGCAAAAGAACCAUUUAGUUUAAAAAAAUGUAUUGGUGUGUAAUUUGUAUUUGGCUUCUUUGCAUCCCCUAAUAAUACUGAUGUUGUUACUGUUAAAGAAAAAGGCCUUUUGUCUAAAGUCAGAUUUCAAAAAUUCCAAGACAGCAGUUAGUGUAAGUGCAAAUGUAAUGAUUGUAGACACUGGAUAACCAGCAGCAGGAAAUGACCAGGCCUUAAAACUGCUCUAAGGUCCUGGAUUUAAAACCUCCUUGGUUACCACAUUCUGUACAGUGAGAUAAUGAUGACUUGAAAUACAUUGAAGACUAGAAUUUUAAAAAAAAUGUUGUGGAACUUCAACAAAUGCAAAACUGUACUGAACAGAAAAACCCUUCAACUCCUGUCUAAACUUGAUGGCAUUGAUGGUGAAAUGCUUUGGGUUCUGCUUCAGCCUUGUUUUUCUGGAUCACCUCUUAUCACCUGCCUCCCAGUUCAGUUCACGUUGCACCAGUCAUCCUGCUGAUCUUUCUGUUCCUCCUGCUGACCUGGAAAGCUGCAAUAAAAGCUUCCAAGCGAGGAGAAACAGAAACUUAAAAACUGGAAGUUAUCACGGCGCUGUGGCGUCAGCUGUUCUGGCGGGCAGAUAUAUGUUGCAUGCCACCAGCGUGUGGUCAUUGCUGCAGAACUAAAAUGCAUUUCAUACCUAUAGAUGCUGUAGUUGCCUUAAUCGUUUUAUUUUCCCUUUAGAUACCAAAGAAGAGGUUGAUUUGUUUUGUUUUGUUUUAAAUACACAUCAACAUACAUUUGUCCAUAUUUAUGGAUGUAAAAGAAAAAGUUAAAAAAAAUAAUAAAACUGGGAAAAUAA
Messenger RNA from Cynoglossus semilaevis (tongue sole), 4215 nucleotides. It is a transcript of the gene slc20a1b, whose product is annotated as solute carrier family 20 member 1b. Gene Ontology annotation, biological process: phosphate ion transmembrane transport. The transcript has 11 exons. The record is from RefSeq and is a predicted model, not a curated record. Gene Ontology annotation, molecular function: phosphate transmembrane transporter activity. Lineage: Eukaryota; Metazoa; Chordata; Actinopteri; Pleuronectiformes; Cynoglossidae. Gene Ontology annotation, cellular component: membrane. Bases 771 to 2897 code for a protein of 708 amino acids.